ACAGCAGCCACCUCACCGGAAGUAGUUCUGGCUGCGCGCUUCACUUCCGCUCCGUGUGUACAGUAGCGAGGAGCCGUACAGUGAGAGCGGGGAAUCACCAAAAAUCACGAGCCAUCAUCACCACGUCGGCCUCUGGUCGAUAAACCUUCAGGAAGGAAUCGCCAGCCUCACCACCACCAUCACCACCCAUCAUCAUCACCACCGCCACGGUCUUUGGGCGAUAAAUCUUGGAGCGGGUAUUCAGCGUAGUCACCAUCACCACCACCACCCAUCAUCACCACCGCCACGGUCUUUGGGCGAUAAAUCUUUAAUCGAGGCUUUAAAUUCGAGAUCCACGUUGCCGUCACCAUGUUCAACGUUCUGGAGCACGCCUUCCUGAGGCCGCUCUCAAGCCGCUUCACCACGCAGUUCCGCUGCUACUCUGUCUCCAUGUUCCCUGGCAACGAGCGCUCGGACGUCGAGCGUGGUGGAAAGAUCAUUCUGCCGCCAUCAGCCCUGGACCAACUCAGCCGUCUGAACAUCACCUACCCCAUGCUGUUUAAGCUGACGAAUGCUCGCGCUGAUCGCAGCACUCACAGCGGCGUGCUGGAGUUCAUCGCCGACGAGGGAAAAUGUUACCUCCCUUACUGGAUGAUGCGUAAUCUGUUUGUGGACGAGGGUGAGCUGCUGCAGGUGGAGAGUGUGAACCUUCACGUAGCCACCUACUCCAAGUUCCAGCCCCAGUCCGUCGACUUCCUGGACAUCACCAACCCCAAGGCCGUGCUAGAGAACGCUCUGCGCAACUUCGCCUGUCUCACCACCACUGACGUCAUCGCCAUCACCUACAACGACAAGGUGUAUGAGCUGUGUGUGAUGGAGACGAAGCCAGACAGGGCAGUCUCCAUCAUCGAGUGUGACAUGAACGUUGACUUUGAUGCCCCACUGGGAUACAAAGAGCCAGAGAGAGUGGCGAGACAGGAGACUACGGAGGUGAGACUCACACACACACACACAGACUCACACACACAGACUCACACACACACACAG
Molecule: messenger RNA, 1026 nt
Organism: Petromyzon marinus (sea lamprey)
Lineage: Eukaryota; Metazoa; Chordata; Hyperoartia; Petromyzontiformes; Petromyzontidae
Source: RefSeq, a predicted model, not a curated record